Messenger RNA from Quercus robur (English oak), 918 nucleotides. RefSeq lists its product as uncharacterized. The transcript is spliced from 2 exons. NCBI's taxonomy places the organism in Eukaryota, Viridiplantae, Streptophyta, Magnoliopsida, Fagales, Fagaceae. Bases 1 to 918 code for a protein of 305 amino acids. Gene Ontology annotation, molecular function: zinc ion binding. The record is from RefSeq and is a predicted model, not a curated record.
AUGGCCACCGAUGCCCACAACAAGGUUUUGCCUCUCGCCUUUGCCAUUGUGGACAAAGAGUCAGGGCCUAGUUGGGGGUGGUUUUUAGAAUGCCUCAGAAAUUCACUGGGGAAUGUGAUAGCAGAUAAGGACAUCUACGAUGCCACUUUAAAGUCAUUGGCCUUGAAAGCGGGGUAUGCUACUCAGGAAGCUAAAUUUGAGUUGUACAUGCAACCUAUCAGGGAAGCCGAGAUCGAGGCCCUUAGGAAGAAGCUGAGAAUCGAGCGACAGGAAAGUGAACCCGACUCAUCCAUCAUGCCAUACAUAUAUCUAAUGAAAAAGGAUCUAGACAUAUGGACCCAGCUACAUGAUGGUGGAUACCGUUAUGGGGCUAUGACAACCAAAGUCUCGGAGUGCUUCAAUGGAGUACUCAAAGGUGCCCGUGGCUUACCCAUUGUUGUAAUUGUUGAAUUCACUUGGAGCAAAAUUGUCGCGUAUUUCCAUGAUCGACACAAAGAAAUUACUCAUGAUCUCUCGAAGGGCAAGGUAUGGAGUAAAUAUGCCUUAAAAAUCUAUGAUGCAAAUCUGAAAAAGUCAAAAACACACCAAGUAAGGGCGUUUAAUAAUGUCCAUGGUAUAUAUCAAGUAAUGACCGCAUACAACAUCCAUAGCUCUGGAGGGGGACACCAUAGUCAUGAAAUAAACAUAGCGGCUAGAACAUGUGGUUGUGGAAAGUGGCAAAAUCGAAAGAUCCCUCGUUCACAUGCAAUUACAGUUCUUCAGUACUUGGGGCAAGAUGCGACUAGAUAUAUUGACCCAUGUUAUAGUUUGGAGAACACCAUUCGCACCUACUCACAUGCAUUUGCGGUGCCAAAGUCAGAGUCAUUGUGGAGGGAUGUGGACGGUCCAAAGUGGGUGCCUGACCCAGACCUGUUGUAG